Messenger RNA from Calidris pugnax (ruff), 1408 nucleotides. Its product is annotated as keratin, type I cytoskeletal 13-like. The transcript is spliced from 6 exons. NCBI's taxonomy places the organism in Eukaryota, Metazoa, Chordata, Aves, Charadriiformes, Scolopacidae. Gene Ontology annotation, molecular function: structural molecule activity. Bases 65 to 1408 code for a protein of 447 amino acids. The record is from RefSeq and is a predicted model, not a curated record.
UGAUUCCGUAUCAAGCUGUGCAUCUUGCUUUGGGCUUUGGGUUGGAUCUGCAGCUGUCCUCACAAUGAGUUGUAGUAUUAAGCAGACAACUGGCUCUCUCAGGGGCAGGACCAGCGGUGGCAGCUGUGUGAUUGGUGGCGGUGGUGGUGGUGGAGGAGCGCGCAUCUCCUCCGUCUCCUCUGGAAGAUACACCACGUGUGGGAUAGGUGGGAGCCGGGGGUUUUCUGGUAGGAGCUACUGCGGUGGCGUGAAUUAUGGAGGAGGACUGAGCACUGGCAGUUUGGUUGGUGGAAACUAUGGAGGUGGCUUAGGAGCCGCUGUCCUCGGAGGAUGUUCAGGCAUCGGAUUCAGCGGUGGCAGUGCUCGCUUUGGCGGUGGCAUCGGAGGUGGCCUUGGUAUCGGUCUUGGUGGAGGGGUAGUUGGAGGUGGUUUUGCUGGUGAUGGCAUCCUUCUUUCUGGUGACGAAAAGGUCACCAUGCAGAACCUUAACGACCGCCUGGCUUCUUACCUGGACAAGGUGAGGUGCCUGGAACAAGAAAACGCUGACCUGGAGUGCAGGAUCAGGGAGUGGUACGCCAAGCAGGGCCCCUUCUGUGAGCCCCGGGACUACAGCUGCUAUUACAAAGAAAUAGAAGAUCUUCAGAACCAGAUCGUCUGUGCAACCAUAGACAACAACAAGAUCAUUCUGAACAUCGACAACAGCAGGAUGACAGCCGACGACUUCCGAGUGAAGUACGAGACGGAGCUGGCCCUGCGCCAGAGCGUGGAGGCUGACAUCAAUGGCUUACGCCAAGUCCUGGACCAGCUGACGCUCUGCAGGUCUGACCUGGAGGCUCAGCUGGAGUCGCUGCGGGAGGAGCUCUGCUGCCUGAAGAAGAAUCACGAGGAGGAAAUGAACUGCCUGAGGAAGCAAUCGACUGGAGAUGUGAGCGUGGAGGUCAAUGCCUGCCCUGGCCCAGACCUGAGGAAGAUCCUGGAGGAGAUGAGGUGCCAGUAUGAAACGCUGAUUGAACGCAACCGCAAAGAAGUUGAGGAUUGGUACGAGUGCAAGAUUGAGGAGGUGAAUCGGGAAGUUAUUACGAGCGGUCAGGAGGUAGAGACGUGCAACAAUCAAGUCACGGAACUGAGACGCCAAUUGCAAGCCCUGGAGAUCGAUCUCCAGGCUCAGCUCAGCCAGAGGGACAACCUGGAGUCCUCGCUGGCCGAGACAGAGUGUCGCUACAACAACCACCUUGCUGAGCUGCAGACGCAGAUCACCUGCGUGGAGCAGCAGCUGGGCGACCUGCGGGCGGAGAUGGAGUGCCAGAACCAGGAGUACAAGAUCCUGCUGGACGUCAAAUGCCGCCUGGAGCAGGAGAUCCACACGUACCGCUGCCUGCUGGAGGGCGGCCAGCAGGACCUCAUGUAA